ACUCACCUGUUUCUCCCCAGGUCUACAACCUUUCUUCACAAUGAAGGCAGACAUUCCGGCUGUGGAUGUGUGGACAGACCAACUUUUGGAGCAUCAUCAGUAAAGACUCGAGGCGCGUGCGUUUACUUUUUGCACGCUCUUUUCCCCGAGCAGCACAGCACUCCUGCAGCUCGCGCUCCGUGUGAUGGCGACCGACGGUACCUUAUAAUCAUUCAUGACUAAUUACGCACGUGCUGUAAAUGAUGAUGAAACGACAUGUCUCUUUUGAUUUGUUUUGCCUGAGUGAAGCGUCCUGAUCACCUGCAUGUUUCAUUUUUAAACUGGUUUACUGGAUUGUUUUGUGAGGACACGAUGAGCAGAUCAGGACAAAAAUAGACAAAACAUGAAUUUUUCAAGCAUUUAUGCCAAAUUUGGACACCUUCUGCCGACCAACUUUUCCUUCCUGAGACAGGACCAUAAUGGGAGUGUGGUUCAUGAUUCAGUGCCCUUUGCUGCAGACUUUCUUUUUGCAGGACACGAACCUGGCACGAUUGUCCUGAUGGUCAUGUAUUUGGUGUCCUUUCUGACAGGAUUUGUGGGGAAUAUUAUGGCGCUCUUGGUCCUGAGUCGAAGAAGGAACAGACUAGCUGGUGCCUCCACUACCAGAAAGCUGCUGAUAAACUUGGCUGUGUGUGACAUGAUGGUGGUGUGUGUGUGCAUGCCUGUGAACUUGGGCCACCAGGUGUACAAUGCUUGGGUGUUUGGGGACUUAUUGUGUCGUGCCGUGCCGUUCGUUCAGGCCGUGUCUGUGUCUGCGAGUGUCUUGAGCCUGGCUGUCAUAAGCUUGAACCGAUACUACAAUGUUCACAGUCCACUACGUGCACGAUCUUUCUUCACCGGUAGGAAGAUUGGUGCGAUGAUAGCCACGGUGUGGACGGUGUCAUCCGGGCUGUGUGCUCCGUUGGUCUUUAUGAACGAAACCAAGAUGCUCUCCUUGACAAUGGAUGGCUCACACGUGAUAACGGUGUGCGUCGAGACCUGGUCGAAAGCACGGCUGCGCCUAGGCUACAACUUUUUACUGUUCUGCGCCCUGUAUGGCUUCCCAGUCCUCUUCAACCUCAUCAUAUGUUUUCUCACUACCUGGAAACUGUGGAGUGCAGAUGACCAGUUUAGCGAAGCUGCCAUGUCAAGCUCAACCCGGUCAGCAGCGCGGCUGAAGUCGCGCAAGAAAAUAGCCAAGAUGGUGCUAGCGCUGGUGGUGCUUUUUACCCUCUCCUGGCUUCCUCUCUAUGUAGUGGAUAUCUGGAUUGACUUCAACAUGCCAGGCUCUCUGGACAGAGAAGUUCCUGGCCACGUUGAGCACAGUUGGGUGUUGCAGAGCCGACCUUUUGCGCAGUGGCUCGGCCUCACCAACUCGGCACUCAACCCGCUUUGCUAUUGCUUUGUAGGCGACCUGUACAGGUCUGCAAAAAAGUUCAGGAAGAGCUACAGAGAGAAAAUGGCCUCUGUUUUUAAUGCGUCUUAGAGACCGUCAUCCUCCGUGAACUCUGCCCUCAAACUUCAGUCCUGUGCAUCGUCCACAAAAUACAGCAGUGGAAAGCAGAGAUGGACAGGCCUCUACAUUUUCAGUAACAGAUUAAACAGCGGUAAAAGCAUGUCUGCUUUAAAUGUGUGUGAGACUGUAUUUGGUUAAUGGAUAUAUGCCUGAAUACAAAACAAAUUCCCCAGUGUUCAGUUAACACUUUCAGUAUAGAAUUCACUCUUACAGCACUGAACACUGAACUUAUAUAAACACUAAAACGGGGUGAGUUCAGUAUAUGGUUGCACAGCAUUAUUUCUUUACUUGUCACUGCAAUAUUGUUUUUUUUUGACAACAUAAAAAUGAGCACUCUAACAAACAACAAUUCCAGAAAAAUCCAGAAAAUUAGUCUGUGGUUAUAUUCAUAAACAAUUUUUGGGGGGUUUUUUUUGUGCAAAAAUGCUAUUUUGUCUGUAUUGAGAAGCCCUAGUUCAAUACUGUAAGAGUUAAUUAGACUAAUAUAAAAAAUAUCAUAUUACAUUUUGCUGGUCAUGUUAAUUUGUAAGGAAGUCAAGUCAAGUGGUUUUUAUUGUCAUUCCUCUAUAAAACUUGUAUACAUUGGGACAAAAUGUUGUUUCCUCAGGACCAUGGUGCAACACGGUGGCACAGUACACAGGACUACAGUACAUAAAGUGCAAAUUCACGACAGUGUGAGACAUCCAUCCAUCCAUAUUCUCUACCGCUUAUUCUACACAGGGUCGUGGGGAUCCUGGAGCCUUUGCCAGGGAACUCGGGGCACAAGGCGGGGGAAACCCUGGACAGGAAGCCAGUCUGAGACAAGUACAACAAUACAAUUAAUACACAGGACAAUAAACACACAAGAUGGUGCAUGUGAAUUGGACUGGACGACAGAAUAGAAUAGAAGUAUAAAGGAGAGAAAAAAAUUAUAUCAGUGUUGUUGUUGUUUUUUCGUUGUUGCUACUAAUAUAUAUUACUUGUUUAACCUUAUGCAAGUGAUGAAACAGAUGUAACUGUGUACUAAAAUGGAUGUAAAUUGCCACUGGCUAGUAUAUUGUGCCUGUGACAAGCAGCUUUUCAGUCCUUCGGCUCUUUUCUCAUCUUUCAGCUUGAAUAGAGUUCUUGAAAGGGUGUUUAAGGUGUUCAUCAGAAUUCACAUUGGUUACUGGUGAUUAUCUAUGAGUGUUCAUUAAAAUGAAUUCCUGUACAGAAAAGAAUUUGUAUUGUACAAAGCAAAAAUAAUUCUCUAUUGCUGUUCCA
Messenger RNA from Ictalurus punctatus (channel catfish), 2776 nucleotides. Its product is annotated as gastrin/cholecystokinin type B receptor. Gene Ontology annotation, molecular function: peptide binding; G protein-coupled peptide receptor activity. The record is from RefSeq and is a predicted model, not a curated record. Bases 383 to 1504 code for a protein of 373 amino acids. Lineage: Eukaryota; Metazoa; Chordata; Actinopteri; Siluriformes; Ictaluridae. Gene Ontology annotation, biological process: neuropeptide signaling pathway. The transcript has a single exon. Gene Ontology annotation, cellular component: membrane.